Messenger RNA from Amoebophrya sp. A120, 5457 nucleotides. The record is from the annotation of a GenBank genome assembly. Lineage: Eukaryota; Dinophyceae; Syndiniales; Amoebophryaceae.
GGAAGAAACGCGAAAGUGCAAAAGUGUGAGUCGCUUCCAAAUUAUUGUAUCACUGUCGCUUCUUGAGGUCACAACUUGUGGCAGCUUUUGGUCUUUCAACAUCUUGAGUGCAAAAUUUUCGUGUAAGAAGGAUUCAGUUGGUACAUCAGUUCUUAGCCAGUCUCGGUAUAAUUUGAUAGUCAUGUUGCAUGACUUGUGUGUACUACUACAAUUUUGUUAGUCGUGCAACUACAAGCUUGGUUUCGGGUACAACUACGUACCCGGUAGAAUUUAUUUAGGUUUUCAAUAGAACAACUAACAGAAUGUCGAAGUGGUCCACGCUGGAUUUUCACUACAGCAAUCGCCAGGCGGUGGAGCGGAAGAAGCUGCAGAAGGAGAUCGACAAGCUUCCGCCCAUAUGCAUUGCAAAAGUGUCUGAGUCUGGAAACAUGGAACUUGUAGUGCUAGUCCUACGUUCCUGUAAGGACUGUACUGCAUGACCAACAAAGUUGUAGAAACGCGCUCUUUUGUCAUAUAAAAGCGCAGCUUGUCAUGCCGACUGCGCAUGACAAAGUGUUCGGCAAACUUGUCAUGCUUGGCUGCCUUACGAAGUAGUUCAGUCGUGCACAGUUCAGCAUCACAAGUUUCCAGACCCAGACCCAGUCGAGCACCCACAGGCUCCCAGGUGCCUAGCGCUUUGGCCAGCGUAGCACCUUGGUAGAGCCUGCGGGACCCCGUGGGCAGAAGUUCAUUGCACCCAAUUUGUAUGUUGCGCAAGCGAUAGUAUAAGUAGCAGUAGUUAGUUCCACCGGUGGACAUAAUAGCAUGUUUUAAUCUCUCUCUACAUAGUGCAUCCACGUAGUUCUCUUUUCUUUUCUUUCUUCAAAAAGUUCAAGUCGUUCUCUUCCCCGUGCUGUACCAAGGUCUUGUUUCCAGACAAAACACCAGACAUAUCUGCAUUUGAUAGCCCAUCCCUAGCGCCCUGCCGACCGCCGGCACCACCGGGGUUCGGAAAAGUGCGUAUCCCAAGGCAAAGAUACUCGUGCGCCCGACCCAGGGCAAAACUGGUAAAAUACAUUAUUUGUUUUACCGAGUUUUCAUAAACAAGCAGUUGCUGUGCUGUGCUGGUUCUAUCUACAAACCCCGAGGUCACUUAUUUGCAUAGGAAUUAUAGUAGACGUAGAGAUGAGAGAAGUUUUAUAUCCGAAGAUUUGUUUCGCUUUUUUUAGGGUAAGUUGUUCUUGUCAACGAUGAAAACAACCAAAAUCCAGACCUCUCCGUUCCCCCUCUGAUCGAUGUGAAAACGGGGCGGAAGCAGUCGUACAAGCAGCCGAAGAAGUUCGCGGACGCGCCCUUAUUGGAGCAGCCGGAUGAGCCCAGUGCCUUGUUUAAGGCCUUGCUCGACGUGGACCGAGCCUCGGGCGGAAACCAAGGUGACAGCGUUCUUGCAGCAAACACGGAGCAAGAUGACAGCAAGUUGGGGAAGACUUCGGUCGAAAAGUUCCUCACGACUUGGGGUCUGGCGAAAUAUGGACUGCAAAAGUAUCGCACUCGUAUAAAUGCAUUACAAAUUUCCUCACCAUGAGAAAUAAUGCGGAUUUGACUCAACAAAAAGAUUUGUAAUGCAUGACUGCAAUACGAAUACGAUGCUUUUGCAUUUGAUACGAGAUACGCGAGUACAGUCAUCGAGGAGCAUGGGUUUGACGAGCUGUCGCUGUUGCAAGAGUUGGGCCGCAGUAUUACAAUGAAAAAUGCCCCCACCCCCGAACUACUUGGGAGCAUUUGUAUUGCAAACCUUUCCAAAUGAAACAUUCGCCCGCUUGCAUCUAUCAGCAUCACAAGUUAUUUCCAUCCGUGAAUAAAGCAAAAAUUUGUAUUGCAAAAGACCCCAGCAAGUAGAGCGGCGCUUGUCAUGCAAGCGAUGCGAAGAUACACGCGUAGGUUCUGCAGCAGAAAAAUUCAUCCUCCUUUCAUGCAUAGAUAAAAAGUUCUUCAUUUGAAAACCUUAUGCAUCACAAAUUUUUGCAAUAUCAGGGGUGGGGGGCACUUUUCACUGCAAUAAGCAGCUCCGAGGAGAAUGAAACUGACCUCGCGGACGAACUGAACCUGCCCAAAGCCGCCGCGACCCUCCUGCUCCGAGCGUGCAAGACACUCGGCGGCGGUUUGGGGAAAAUCAAAACAGCCGAGACAGCUGCACUAGGAAGUUGUAGAGAUGUUGAGCAGGACGAGGACCACGAGCAAGAGCAAAACGAGCAGCUGCACAAGAAUUUUUCAACAACACCAGGCGGAGUAGAAAUACUAAAUGUAAAAAAUCCGGGCUGCAUGCUUCCAGAAGGAGGAGCUGCUGCUGCGGAUGUUGGGAGCCCCGUGCAGUUCUUGGAAGAGGAAGAGGAAGUAGAGAGGCGCAGCUCGAACAACUUCAAUUCCCGGAGCAACAUUUUUGAAGAAGAGGAGCAGCAGCAAGAGAACCUCCUGGAGGAGCUCCCCAGCGACGAGGACGAGGCCUUGGCAGCUAUUGAAACUACAACCGCAGAAGUUCACCUCGGCCAGACAGCAAAUUUUUCCAAGCCUGCCGCGCGCCCGCAGUCCAGCAGCGGCACUACAAUCGGCAGGCAUGACGACAAAGGUGUUCAGGGAGAGAGGAUAACUUCCAGCACGGGGACCGGGGAAGCUUCUGUUUAUUCCACAACGUCGCAAACGAACAGGACUCUUCCACCGCGUCCAAGUACCGCGCCCCUCGCUUUGCCGAAAAACUGGUCGAGGAUUGAGAACCGCGGCAAAAUAUCAAACAAGGCGAGGGAGGUUUCCAUACAGGAAAAUUGUGUGGAAGUGAUCGAGUACAAGUCCAGCACUAUCAAAUGCAAAAGUGUCUGGGUCUGGAAGGUUGGAGUUUGUGAUGCUCACUCUGGACUCGAAGAAAAUCUGUAUUGCAUGACCAGCAAGAGGAGUCUACUUUGUGCUAGGCGGGGAGGGCAUUUGUCAUGCGGAUUAGGCACCAGGAAGUCCCCUAAAAAUCGGUGUUGCUAGGUCAUGCAUCACAGACAUCCUGGGUCAUGCAAAAUAUGCAUGACAAACCCGGCCACAAUCCAGACGCAGACAAUUUUGCAAUCCAUAAGCACAAGCCAGUCACAAGAAACGGCGGUCGACUGGAACCAGCUGAUAACGAAGCAGCGACUAUCAAAUGUAAAAAUGUCUGGGUCUGGAAGAUUGCCAGGUUUGUCAUGCACAUUUUGCAUGACUCCUGAUGUCUGUGAUGCAUGCCCUAGCAUCACAGAUUUUGUGAGGGCUUCCUGAUGCCUAUACCGCAUGACAAAUGCUCUUUCCGUGUAGCAAAACUUGGACACUCUUUGCUGCUCAUGCAAUACAGAUUUUUUUAGAAUCCAAAAUCAGCAUGACAAGUUGGAUUCUUCCAGACCCAGACAUUUUUACAGUUGAUAGCGACAGGUUUGCUACUACUGUUACAAGCAGUUCUAUCCCACGAAAAAAGUCGUGUUACAGUUACACAUUUGUAGUCAAUUCAGCAACGCAAAUUUCUCUGCAUGAGAGACUCGUAAUGCAGAAAUCCUACGGGAAAACACCUAUGAAACGAGGCUCCCAUGCAUAUCCGGCAUGACAGAGCUUGUCUGUCUUGCUUGGCCUGCAACACAAUGUGUAGCCGUGACACUUUUUUCUUGCGAUAAGUUCCAGCUGGAACUUUCCGCGACGCCGGAGUUCGUCGCGCAGUUUCUCGGCCAAGAGCGGGUGUUUUGCUCUUUUACAUGCAAAAACGCGUUCGACCAGGAGCAGGGGGAACGAAGAAAGAAAAAAAGUGCAGCUACACCCGGCAGCUUGAGUACCGCAAAACAAGAAGAAGAAGAAGUCGUACAGAACCACGACCACGUUGGAAACAUCACCACGAGAGGAAAGAAUGUUGAAGAUAGCUGCACACGACCUACUUCCACUUCACAGAUUGAAGAAGCAGAAGAGGAACAAGAACCACUGGGGGCCCCGUCUUCAAAACACUUCAGUAAGGAGCCUCCGAGCAGUAAAAGCGUCAAGAAGAUCAACAAGAAAGAAACGAAUACUUCAUCUGCGCUCGAAGACGAGAUCCUCGCGGCCACCGGACUGCAUCUGGUUAUCACACAGAAAAAAGCUAGCGUAGAAGCAGAAUGUAAGAAUAGGCAGGAGAAGAUUCAUCAUCUCUGGGUGUAGGUAGGUUUGCAUUUUUAUACAAAUAGUCUGUAUAAUCAAUCUCAUUCUGAUAUGCUAGGUUUUUUCUCUGGGAUACUGGUUCCCUCGGAGAAACAGGAAGAGGAAAAUAUGAGAGUGCACAACUAUAAUUUCGAUUUGCCCUCCUGCCCCUCCUGUGAACAGCAUAAGCAGCAAUAGAGGCACUGCAGCAAAUCUAAUUUCCGCAUGACAAAUAACUUUCCCCGCAGCGCGGAUGAUUGUACUGUGUGUGCAGUUGAUGCAUUACGUGGUGCUGAUGAAAGGAAAGACAAAGAUGUGGACUUGGUAGUUUAUUGCAUGACAAGAAAUUUUUAUACGCGAGAGGAGCACGACCAAGGGGAAUUGUUGUGUUGUGCACUCGUAUAAAACAGGAGAAGCUAAUAAGAGAGGCGGAGGAAGAGCUCGAGGCGCGGAAGCGAAAGCUAUCAAAUGUAAAAAUGUCUGGGUCUGGAAGAUUGCCAGGUUUGUCAUGCAUAUUUUGAAUGACCCAUGAUGUCUGUGAUGCAUGCCCUAGAAUCACAGACUUUUAGAGGACUUUGUGAUGCCUCUACCGUAUGAGAAAUGCCCUCUCCACGUAGCACAAAGUGGAGUCCUUUUGCUGGUCAUGCAAUACAUUUUUUUUUAGAAUCCAGAGACAGCAUUACAAGUUUAGAAUCUUCCAGACCCAGACAUUUUUACAGUUGAUAAAAGCUCGCCUGGUACGAAUUUUUGGAGCAGGUAGAACUGAGCAUAUCAAGUGCAAAAAUGUCUGGGUCUGGAAGAUUGCCAGGUUUGUCAUGCAUAGUUUGCGUAACCCAUGAUGCCUGUAAAGCAUGACCUAGCGUUACAGAUUUUUGAAGGGCCUUCUGAUGCGUAUUCCGCAUGAGAAACGCCCCCUCCGCGUAGCACAAACUGCACUCCUCUUGCUGGUCAUGCAAUACAGAUUUUUUUUACCUUCCAGAGACAGCAUCACAAGUUGCAACCUUCCAGACCCAGACGUAUUUGCAUUCCAUAGAGCAAUAGUGCGUACAACUUGGUGAGGACCUGAGUAGAUAUUGGGCAGGGGGAGAGGAUUUGGAAUUUUUUGAAGCAAGAUAGAAUGACAAAUAGAAAUGAUCAAAGACGAAUCAAAUCAACCAAAUGCAGUAAAGUGGGCCCUGCAAUGAAAAAGAAAAUUCGAAGCAUCCCGGCCGCCGAAAGAAUAGAGAAAAAUGAAAUGGACAUGAAGUGCCGUUGGAGCAACAAUUUCUGAACAAGACCGUCAAGUAGAACUUCCUCGGGUUUUCUUAU